AUGAAGAACAGCGAGAGACUAGGCAAGAACCAGGCACAAGACUGUGGCCAGCAAACAGACUUCACAAGAAAGUUUCUGAUAACUGCAAAUAUCGCGAAGACUUUGAACGCCGGAAGAAACCCCAACAGCUGGGUCAACCAGGCUGGCCACCCCCUCUCUACAACACCUGGGAAGUCCUGUGUCACAAAAAUUAUUGAACAGUAUAAUGUUAAUAUGACCUUGGGUCUUGGGAAGUAUACAACACCCGGGAAGCCCUGUGUCACAGAAAUUAUUGAACAGUACAACCUUAAUAUGACCUUGGGUCUUGGGAGGCAUCAAGUCCCUGCGAACAGAGGAGUGGCUUUUCCGCCAACAAUCCGAUUCAAGAACGAGAACGAGCGGAACACUGUACUCACCGAGACUCAUAGGCGGGAUAAGGACUGGUAG
Fusarium odoratissimum NRRL 54006 is the source of this 426-nucleotide messenger RNA. RefSeq lists its product as uncharacterized. The record is from RefSeq and is a predicted model, not a curated record. The transcript has a single exon. Lineage: Eukaryota; Fungi; Ascomycota; Sordariomycetes; Hypocreales; Nectriaceae. The coding region runs from base 1 to 426 and encodes 141 amino acids.